UUUAACAUGAGCACGGAAACAUUUACCCGUGUAGAGUUUUUAUUUUUACUGUGUCUUCUAAUGUCGAGGGUAAAGGAUAUCAAAGUCUUAGCUUUCAUACAACUUUAAAGUUCUAAAUACCAAGCUUAGUAUAAGUGAAGAGCCUGGAUUUUGUGAGCAAGAAUUUGUAAAUUAUAAGUCGCUUGUCAAUCAAGUACGCACUUCUGACACGAACACGAAAGUGGAGAUGUUUUGAGCACGGCAAACUGCUGUACUGCAGAAAACAGUUUGAUUUUACGAGGGAAGAACGAUCAAAAAGAGUUAUGGAAACAAAUAAUAUCGCAACGUUUAUUAGGGAUCGUGAAGUCAAGUCGUCCAUCACGCGAGCUUUCCAGAGAAGAUUUCAACUCCAUCAACCUUUUGUUGAAAGGCUUGGACUCGAAACAGAGCUCGAGGGUCAUUCUGGAUGUGUUAAUUGUUUGGAGUGGAAUGAAAAUGGAAAUCUUCUUUUGUCUGGUUCAGAUGAUCUAAAUGCUAUAUUAUGGGACCCUCUGAGACGUCACAAAAAGUGCUGCAUUAAAACAGGCCACUCAGGAAACAUCUUCUCUGUCAAGUUCUUGCCACAGAUUGGAGCUCGAAUAAUUGCAACAGCUGCUGCCGAUGCUAAAGUUCAGAUUCAUACAGUGGAAACACAAGAAACAUCACAGGUAUAUAAAUGUCAUAUUGGACGUGUGAAGAGACUAGCUACAGCUCCAGAUACUCCGUAUAUGUUGUGGAGUGCAUCUGAAGAUGGAACCAUAAGGCAAUUUGAUUUGCGGCAACCUCACAACUGUAAUACAAGCAGUAAGAACUGCAAGAAUGUACUCAUAAAUCUCAACAUUUAUGUUGGUGCCAUGGCAGAGGCAAAGUGUCUAGCAAUAAAUCCUUUACAACCUGAACUUCUUGCUGUUGGCUGCAAUGAUCCUUUUGUGCGAUUAUAUGACCACAGAAUGUUAGCAUCUUAUAGUUUGUCUGCUGAGGUCAAGAGACCCUCUAGUGGUAACAGCAGCUGUACUGAGGAUUUAAAGCUUCCCCCUGGUUGUGUUCAGUACUUUGCUCCUGGCCAUUUGCCACCACAGCUAAGCAAAGAUUCACGGAGACGAUUUCGAGCCUAUGUUGCCACCUAUGUGAAUUUUUCACCAAAUGGAUGUGAACUUAUUGCAAAUUUAGGUGGUGAACAAAUAUAUUUGUUUGAUAUUAAACGCCAUCGCAAAGCCAUGAGGUAUCAAGGUUUUAAUGGACUUUGUUCAUCACCUACAUCGAAUGGUGUGGUGAAAAAUGUAGUAGGUAAUUUUGGUAUUCCUUCAGGGAAAAAUGGAUUUUUAAAUUCUCUUAAUGGAUCUACAAAUGGUUACAAGGUCCCAGCCUUAAAUGGAAAGAAAACUGUCUCAGAGAAAAGAUCUUCAAAGCCUAUAAGUGGCUGCAGUUAUUCAACUAACACCUCCCAGCAAUUGCCCCUGAAAGCACUUCAACUUAAGGAGAAAGGGAAUGAUGCCUUCUGCCAACAACAGUUUUGGACAGCAGUUAACUUGUAUAAUGAAGCAAUAGUCCAUGCGUCUGAUUCUGCUGUCCUAUAUGCAAACAGGGCUGCUGCUUAUAUUAAGAGGGCUUGGGAUGGGGACAUUUAUGCUGCUUUGCGUGACUGCUACAGAGCUCUGGGAUUAGACCCAAAUCAUACUAAGGCCCAUUUUCGUCAAGCUCGAUGUUUGUAUGAACUACACUGGUUCCAGGAGGCCCUCUCCUGCCUCAAUCAUUUCAAGUUAAAAUUUCCAGAGCAAGCAGAAGGAAGUGCAGCAAAAACAUUAGAGAGAGAUAUCAGAGCUGCUGCAUUUGCUGAGACUUGUGAAAACAGUGAAGGAGAGUCAAAUGCUCAGUCUGAACCACUUCCAAAUCGGCGCAGGAGACGGCCUAGCAUUGUGUCUGAUCAAGAGAAAGAAUUUCGAGCUGGAGCACUUGAUUACGAUCGGCGGUUCUGUGGACAUUGUAACACAACUACAGAUAUAAAAGAGUCCAACUUUUUUGGCAACAAUGGACAGUUUAUUGUGGCAGGCAGUGAUGAUGGUUCAUUUUUCAUGUGGGACAAAGAGACAACAAAUUUAGUGAGAGUUCUAAAGGGAGAUGAUUCUAUUGUGAAUUGCUUGCAACCACAUCCAAGCAUGUGUCUUCUGGCUACAAGUGGAAUUGAUCCUGUAAUCAGAUUGUGGAGUCCAUGUCCAAGGAGUGGAGAUAUACAAGAUAGACUUAUAGAUGAAGUUGAAGCUGCUGCAAGGGCAAAUCAGCGUAGAAUGAAUGCUGAUCCUUUGGAAGUGAUGCUUAUGAACAUGGGAUACAGAUCAAGAUUCACCAUGGGAGAGGGUAGUGAUGAAGAUGACACUGAAACCCCAAUACAGUGUCGUACUAGUUAGACAACAAAUUUAUUUUACCAUUCAAUAAAACUAGAACUCACCCAAAUAGGUCAUGUGUGGAUGUAAGAUACUUGCAAAAUAAGCUGUCCAGUUUUGGACAUAUAGUGUAAAAACAAAUGGAAUUACAAGUUUUUACUGAUCAAAAAUAACCCAUCCUCUCUCCUCAAUUUCUUCCCUUUCCUUCAGCCAUCAAUUCAUGGAUGUAGUCUCCCUCAAGCUUGUUUUUGAUUGAAUGGGUAUCAAUGACAGUGACUCCCUGGUGAUGGCUGCAAAGGAAUGCUGAGCUUUGGACAAGGUGGAUGGGUAUUUUUUAAAAUCAGUCAUGAAUGUCAUCUUGUUUAAAGUGGUCAGAAAUGUUUUGGAUUACAUGCGAUACAUGUUUUUCCAGGCCAACUAGGGUAACAAAUUUAAAGCCUUUUUUCCAAGAAAUGAAAGUUGCUGCCAUUGACCCCUCUAGUCCUUUGUUAAAAGCUUACUAAUUUAACUAAGGAUAGUUGUCCAAUACCAGGUGAUAACACAUUUGACCUUGCCAGGACAAGUAGCUGACCAGCUGUUUGUUGACCAUACUCAGGUCUUCCAAACCCUCCAGAAUGUUGUUUGGGAGAGUUUUGAUGUCAUGGCUUUUGUGUUGCAUUUUUAUUUAAAUGAACCCAAGACACAAAUGUCACUGAGGGAUAGUAUCUUGGUUUUCUUAGAUUGCUCUGGUGAGUUUUUGAUAUGCUAAUUGGACAUUUUAUAUGACAUCAACAAUGAGGUUACCUUUGAUUCCAAAAUUUAUCACUUAAUUUGUUUUUUAUACUCGGUAGAUUUCUUUGUAGGAAAAGCUAACAAUGAAUGGUACUGAAGUAAUUAUCAACUAUGGAAGCUGAUUUAAACUUCUUCGAUGUAUGGCUGCACAUCAUAGAUAGUCAGAAAUGGGGAUAUGGUUUACAACGAAUUUAAUUCUCAAACCUAACUUGUAGUUAAGAUAUUUUUGCAAACAUUGGCAACCAUAUUAUUGAUGGCUCCAAGUGAAAUUUAAAGGUCUCUCCUGUACAUUUCUGGGCAUUUGUCCCCUAUGUACAUUUCCAAGUACAUUUUUUUUUGUAAUUUCAAGUUUUAGGAGUGAAAAAAUAAACUGUGAUAACAUGCUUCUAAGCUGUCUUCACCACUGUAAUGAGCACACUCUAAACACAAUAAAUUGCUGAGAAAAUGGUCAAGGCAGUGAAUGACCUAUAUUAGA
Pocillopora damicornis (cauliflower coral) is the source of this 3645-nucleotide messenger RNA. Its product is annotated as WD and tetratricopeptide repeats protein 1. Gene Ontology annotation, cellular component: cytoplasm; Cul4-RING E3 ubiquitin ligase complex. NCBI's taxonomy places the organism in Eukaryota, Metazoa, Cnidaria, Anthozoa, Scleractinia, Pocilloporidae. The record is from RefSeq and is a predicted model, not a curated record. Gene Ontology annotation, molecular function: protein binding. Gene Ontology annotation, biological process: negative regulation of fatty acid biosynthetic process.